AAGAAGGGGAGGAAGGUUAGGGACGCAGAGAGGGAGAGCGGUUUGCAGGAGAGAGCGCCAGGCCAGGGCUCUAGCAAGGGCUGCGGCCGGCCGUGGCUGGAGGAAGAGGGCGGAUGAGUGCUCUGCAAGAGAUAAAGCGCAAAAACCUAGGAGAAGGUCGCGUCCAGUGGGCGCCACCCUCGGCUCAGAGCCCCGGGACGUCCGGAGCGCGGGGAGUAGUCCCCGCUCCAGCCAGAAGCGAUUCCUAUGGGUAGCUUGGGACCUAGACACCGCCAUCCGUGAGAAAGCAGCUCUUUGAAGAGCAGGUAUCCUAAACCUGUAAGAAACCAGCCGUCCAAGAAGCCGUGGAUCUCAGGCGUCCCGGAUCACUUAAGACUGCACAGGAGGGUAAUAGAAAACCACGGGUUCUGAGCAGUCCGGAGCUGCCCCUUGCCCAUCCACUGGGGGACCUUCCGCUUUAACCGACGGUUGGGGAACGGCACCGUUGCGGCGGGCGCCCACAGGGACCUGGGGACGGGCGCAACCGUCGGGGGGAUACAGACCCAGACCCAAGCCGGACCACAGCAUCCUGGGCCCGCGGAGAACCGCGGGCCUCCGCCGCCAUUGCGCCCAAAAGUGAGGAGGAUUUGCUGGCCCUGGCCGCAUCGCGGCUAAGCCGCCGCAAGCGGGUGGCAGGCGCGGCCGUCGGGGUGGCCAUGGUGCUACUGCUACUGGUGGCCAUCCCGCUGCUGGUGCACAGCUCCCGCGGGCCGGCGCACUAUGAAAUGUUGGGUCGCUGCCGCAUGGUGUGUGACCCGCACGGAUCCCGAGGACAGGGAUCCGACGGCGCUUCCGCUUCCGUGCCGCCCUUUCCCCCAGGUGCCAAGGGAGAGGCGGGCCGGCGCGGGAAGGCAGGCUUGCGGGGACCCCCAGGACCCCCAGGUCCCAGAGGGCCCCCGGGAGAGCCAGGCAGGCCUGGUCCCCCGGGACCUCCAGGCCCAGGCCCCGGCGGGGCAGUGCCCCCAGCUGGCUACGUGCCUAGAAUUGCCUUCUAUGCGGGCCUGCGGCGGCCUCAUGAGGGUUAUGAGGUACUGCGCUUUGACGACGUGGUGACCAACGUGGGCAACGCUUAUGAGGCGGCCAGCGGCAAGUUCACCUGCCCCAUGCCUGGCGUCUACUUUUUUGCUUACCACGUGCUCAUGCGCGGCGGCGACGGCACUAGCAUGUGGGCCGAUUUGAUGAAGAAUGGACAGGGUCCGGGCCAGUGCCAUUGCUCAGGCGCGGACCAGAACUACGACUAUGGCAACAGCGUCAUUCUGCACCUGGAUGUGGGCGACGAGGUCUUCAUCAAAAUGGACGGCGGGAAGGUCCACGGUGGCAACACCAAUAAAUACAGCACCUUCUCGGGCUUCAUUCAUUCUACCCGGACUGAGCCGGGCACCAUCCCCCGCGCCCUCGAUCGCUUGGCUUGCCCUUCUCACUCUCUCUCACUCACCUCCUGGGGUCCUACCCAAGGCACCACCCUAACCUUUGAGAACCUGGGCCCCAGCAGGACAGACCUUCUGCUCCCUAGACGGCUAAAUAGGCGGACUUUUGGGGAUGAGGGUCCACAUGGCUGGGGAGGGGAGGAGGCCUGGCUAGAGGAGGAGCUAAGCGGCUCAGGGAGGGGACCACCCCCAUCCACAUGUGUGCCAGUGAAUCUGGGAGGUGUUGGCCCUCUCCUCUCUGCUGGCAGCUGGGGGGAAGCCUCACUAGCGAAGCUUAGAAGCCCAGAUAGUGGAAGGAAGCCCUGUCAGCUUGGGAGGGAAAGAACAAACUGGAACCCCUCUAGGUGAGAGGAGAUGCUAGAACAGGGUAGGGGCUGGUCCUCAAUAAUGAGUUUUCUCUUGCCAUGCCAUCUCCUCCUCUCUCAUCUUCAUUUUCAGGCUCCAGCUUUGGCAGCCUUCCUGUUAACUGGAGGAACCAGUGAAUUCUUUCCUCACAUUUAAAAUUCAUUUUGUACAGUCCCAUUCUACCCCUCCUCAGGGCUAGGCCCUGAGGUUACACCUGCU
Sciurus carolinensis (gray squirrel) is the source of this 2030-nucleotide messenger RNA. It is a transcript of the gene C1ql4, whose product is annotated as complement C1q like 4. Gene Ontology annotation, molecular function: protein binding. The record is from RefSeq and is a predicted model, not a curated record. NCBI's taxonomy places the organism in Eukaryota, Metazoa, Chordata, Mammalia, Rodentia, Sciuridae.